Molecule: messenger RNA, 1185 nt
Organism: Coccomyxa subellipsoidea C-169
Lineage: Eukaryota; Viridiplantae; Chlorophyta; Trebouxiophyceae; Coccomyxaceae
Exons: 10
Coding region: 1-1185 (394 amino acids)
Molecular function (GO): acyltransferase activity, transferring groups other than amino-acyl groups
Source: RefSeq, a predicted model, not a curated record
AUGAAGGAGCACCACAGGGUGUCAGACUCGUCCGAUGACAGCGACCAAAGCGAUCUAGACUAUGCCGCAAUUAUCCACGCCAGGAAGGGCCUCCCAGAUGAAAUUGGAGUCGGCCAGAUGGGCAGCGUAGAUCCUGAGAAUGAAGGGUCCGGUGGCGUCAUCCACACUGAGCCACUGCCGAGUGACCACACAGAAAGCCCGGGCAGCAAUGGAGCCUUACCGAGCCACUCGCGAAAAAGUUCUGAUGCGCGCGUAAGAUUUAUCAGAGUGGAUGCUGCGGAGCCUGCCAGUGGCAUCGAGACAAAGACCCUGGCAAGUCGCAAAGUGCGAGAUAGAUUUGCUCUGGGCCUCUUUAAUGGAGCAGCCAGAGAAGAUCAUGAGGAGGAGGCAAGGGUCGAUAGUGUCACCCUUACUCACCGGCGCAUGAGCAUGGCUGACCCUGGUCACUACGGAGGCAGCGGCGGCCCGCGGAAGCAGGAGGCGAGGAGGGCCACUUUCUCAGCCAUCAUUCGGCGACAGAGCAUCCAGCAGGUCUCAGGCAGCAUCAGGGCCGUGGGCAGGAGCUUUGCCUCGAGCUUUGCCUCGAAGCCAAAGGUGAGCAUGCUGGCGAGGGAGGUUGUGCAGCACCCAGCUGUGCCGUCAGCGCUCAAGCAUGGCUCCAGGGAUCAGCCUGAGCAGGGGUCGGGAACUUCAAGGCGCCACAGUGACCAACCCCACCUUAGGUAUGUGGGGUCAUUCAAGAGGCAGUUCAAAGAGCAGGAAGCCCGGUCCCUGAAGGAAAGGAUACGCUGCCGGCCUGGCAGUGACACGCCAGAGUGUGUCUGCUUGGUUGCUGUGGAGGAGGAGGGGGACAGUGGGACUGUCAUGGGCACCCUGGAUGCAGAGCCCCCAGGACCACCCACGCCCAAGCACCGGCAUAUACCAGAGGGGGCCACGUACCUGCUGAACGUGGUGGUGUCCCAGAAGCACCGGAAGCGAGGGAUUGGCCGGGCGCUGAUGGCAGCUGCCGGGAAGCUGGCCAAGGAGCAGUGGGGCUCCGGCAGCAUGUGCACCCAUGCAGCCCUUGCAUUGUACAGAAUGUGCGGCUUUGAGGAGGUAAAUGAAGAGGGUGUCCUCAAUGAGUCUGAGUCUGCUGUUGGCGGGUCCCUCCUUGGGAAGCAGCUCUUAAUGCUUGCUGCCCUAUAG